ACUACGAAGAAGAACUAGAAACGAAUCCAUUUACACGCUCUGGAGGGGGGCCCUGAACGACUCGUCUUCAUCCGUCAACGAAACGAACCAAGGAAAUAUUUUUAACCUUUCUAUCAACCUGAAGUCAAUUUUAGAGUUGCGCUAGGCCCCCUCCCAAAUAUUGACAGAAAAUAGUAGAUUUCUAGAUUGAAUCAUGGCGGARUCGAGCAACAGUGCUGCGGCGGCUGGAGCCACAGGCUCGAAUACUGGUGCCGCCGGGGCUGUUGCGCCCGAGGGAGCGACUGGAGCUGCGGGGAUAAAGCCCGUGUUGGAGGUGGUAAAGGGGCAGAACUUUGACGUUGGCCCCCGCUAUGUCAACCUCUCGUACAUCGGGGAAGGGGCCUAUGGAAUGGUUUGCUCGGCCAAUGACGUCAUGACGGAUUCUCGCGUGGCCAUUAAGAAGAUCAGUCCGUUUGAGCACCAGACGUACUGUCAGCGCACCCUGAGGGAGAUCAAGAUCCUGCUGCGGUUCCGCCAUGAAAACAUCAUCGGCAUCAACGACAUCCUGAGGGCCCGCCGCAUUGAGUGCAUGAGGGACGUCUACAUAGUGCAGGACCUGAUGGAGACAGACCUGUACAAGCUCCUGAAGACCCAGAUGUUGAGCAACGACCAUACCUGCUACUUCCUGUACCAGAUCCUGAGAGGCCUGAAGUACAUCCACUCUGCCAAUGUGCUGCACCGUGACCUCAAGCCCUCCAACCUGCUCAUCAACACCACCUGCGACCUCAAGAUCUGUGACUUUGGGCUGGCACGGAUAGCUGACCCAGAGCAUGACCACACAGGCUUCCUGACAGAGUACGUGGCUACGCGCUGGUACAGGGCCCCCGAGAUCAUGCUCAACUCCAAGGGCUACUCCAAGUCCAUUGAUAUCUGGUCAGUGGGCUGCAUCCUGGCUGAGAUGCUGUCCAACAGGCCCAUCUUCCCUGGGAAGCAUUACCUGGACCAGCUCAACCACAUACUGGGCAUCCUUGGCUCUCCCACUCCGGAUGACCUGAACUGCAUCAUCAACAUGAAGGCCAGGAACUACCUGCAGUCUCUGCCUGAGAAACCCAAGAUCCCUUGGAACAAGCUGUUCCCCAAGGCGGACAGCAAGGCUCUGGACCUGCUGGGCCGCAUGUUGACCUUUAACCCUAUCAAGCGCAUCACGGUAGAGGAGGCCCUGGCUCAUCCCUAUCUGGAGCAGUACUACGACCCCACUGACGAGCCUGUAGCAGAGGAGCCGUUCACCUUCACCAUGGAGCUGGAUGACCUGCCUAAGGAGAAGCUGAAGGAGCUCAUCUUUGAGGAGACGUUCCGCUUCCAGGCCACCUACCAGGGCUCCUGAGACAUAGAGCUUUGAAGACGAGUGACAAAGCCACACGGAGACUCCAAACGACAAGAUACAAAAAAAAUAACAUAUAUACAGCAUACAAAAAAAAAGGACCAGAAACAUGUACAUUUUUAAGUGUUCUUUUUUUAUUUKUUUCGCUGGGAAGCUGUUUUUUUGGUGGGGGGGGGGCUGUUGUCUACUUAAAGGAAAGAUUCACCCAUUUUGAUUGUUAUUGUUUUUGUGCAUCUCAGCAACGUUCUAUUGAUUCCUGAGMUUUUUUUUCAUGUGUAUCUGAGCUAUUGUCAUUCAAACAGGCAGAAAUUUGGAUGGUGUGUGGUAGCAUUGCGAUAAAGUCGCUCUCACUACACUGGAAGUUAAUAGGAAUUUGACUUUUAGAUCGCAAAAACGUCUAUCAUACAUGUCAUAUUUCUCUCGAAUGAGACAUUGAUUAWAUUUUUUGCGAUAUUCCUACCUUGAGAAAUGUGUAAUUAAACAGAGGGUCCACCACAUUUCUCCUAUUUGUCUGCCUCUUUAGUCCAUGGUGCAUUUCAUGGCGCUAUUGCUUAUGUUAUACUAGGUUAAACAUGGUGAGUGCAAUUUUACAACUAACUAUUUCACAUGCUGAUAUUGACUCUGGUAUUAUUGUGUAGCUACCUUUUGCUAGCUUGCCAGCCGGUCCAUAGAGAGAGCAUUGCAUUGUGGGUUUUGUUGUCGAUUUGAGCUGCAACAGAUUUCCCACAAGAUUUUCACAUGUUGCUACCAACCUUUUAUUAUAACAACAAAAUUUAAAAUUUGUUCACGAAAAUAUUGUUCUCACAUUAGUGUUAUUUAACACUGUAAAUUAUAGGAAUUAAUGGUUUUGGGUGGAUAUUUCCUUUAAGUACUUCUGCGCUCAUUUUAACCACCAUCAGGAGACUCUUCCCUCUUUCUCUUUUACUGCUUUCUGCGAGGAGUGUGUACUGUUUAAAAAGCAAGAACUUAAUCUGACCAACUCAAUUUAGCACUCUCGUCCCUGUGAGCCUUUUCUCUUUUUCCCCUCUCUGUAAAUCUGUGUUCUUUCCAUCUCUUUCUCACUAGUCACAGUAUAUGUUACUGUAUUAACCUACACCUUAACUGUCUGUCUUGCUCCAUGGAAUUAUUGUUUGAGAAAAAACGAGAUAGAAAAGAUAGACAGGCGCUAGUUAGAUGUGUACAUAUAAAUGGUUUUGUUUGCGUGAUCUCGUGGAGGUUUGGUUUGUGCACCGUUAUUUGAAUGUUUAUGAACAGUCAGGAGUCGUAUUUGUAUGUUUUGAAGUUUAUAUUUGAGAGAAUUUUUUUGUUUUAGUUUUUUUGGAACAUUGAUUUCUAGACAUUCUUUACUUGCGAGACAAACAUUCUAUGUUUUAACGGCAUGUUGGUGGUUUUAUAUUUUGUUCUCUUUUUCUUCUUUUGUUUAGAAAUAUGUAUGUUGUUAAUCUAAAUGAACACGCAUUCAUUCUUGAAAUGUACCAAAGUGGUAAAGGUAGAGUGGGAUGGAGGCAUGGAGAGAUGAGGAAUGGCUUGAAUUGUCUUUGUACUGUAACCCACAGCUGGUUUAUCUCCAUCCUCACUUAUUCAAAGAGGACGUCACGAGUUUUCAGAUAGAAAUACAUGGCCUAGAACAGGCAUGAUUACCCCACAUCUUAGAAAUUCUGAUGCGAUUCCCUAUUCUCUGUGCUAGUCUCUGACUCACUAACACCGAUCAGCGACAUGCCACAGACCCUCACCGGUCCUUAAAUGGGAGGUUAAGGAAAAAUUGCAAUCUUUUUUGGAGAGGGGUGCCUAUAGUAUGUUUCUCUUCUCCCAAAACAAAAUGUCACCAAAUUCACUUUUAAAUCUGCCACCAUAUUAGAAAAUUCAAACUUCUCCUCUCUGCCUAUUUGCCAUUCCCCUCUUUCUCCUCCCUUCAUGUGUCUGGUAUUGUUUCAGGGAGGACAGUGAUUUGUAAAUACUCUAUUUAGUUGUGGAGUGUGGCAGGCAGAAUCAGCAGAUAUACGACUGAUAUUUACUUUCCGCUUGUGUUAAACUGAUAAUGGUUGCCACGGUUACGGUGUCUAUGGUAAUUAGUGGCUGAUUUUGCUCUUUGUUUCCUUCUAAUGUGCCGUGUUUCAUGGUGGGCUUCGCUCAGAGCUUAACGCAUUGCUGUCACAUUUUCCACUCACAUCGAACAGUGGACCGCUUAAUUUUGCCGUAGCACAUCCUUAGCCCCUCCAGAAGCUAUAAGCCUCUAUUCAUGGUAGAAGUGGCCCUACUUUCAGAUCUGGGAUCAGUUUAGCCUCUCCUAAUCCUUAUGUUUGGCCAUUAGAGGAGGCGGAGAGUAAGUAUGAGUCCAGGGCGUGUUCAGUAAGUUUUUACGUUCCGGAACGUUCAAUUGAACGGACACAAUUCUGUUGGGGAAUGCUAUCAGCAUGGCUACUGCCCUUUAAAAACGCUGUCAGUUAUGAGCAAACACACCUCAGUGUGUUCAAGAAUGUUUUUGGGAAACGUGUCGGUCAGUACAAAUCGUUCCGCAACGUAGCAAAUGUUAAAGCGAACUGAACGCACCUCUGAUCGAUCAGUGCAUAUGGGCAGUAUCAUCCAUUCCACACACCCCAAUUACCAGCCAUUCCACACACCCCAAUUACCAGCCAUGCUUUACUCAAAGGGCUUUCCCCCUCAGGUCCCACCCACCACCCUUUUAUCUCGCUUCUGAUUGGCCGAGACCUACCAAACCACAUCCCAGGUUGGCUGCCAUUUGCUUACUCAUUUAUUUUUCUCACCUCCUCCUCCCCCCCUCCCUCAAUGAUUACUGUCCCAUCCCCAAUCAUGGCUAGAAAUGAAAGCAGAUCUGAUUUUAAAGUGGAGGAGUAUUGCUUGAGUGACAUCUGUCAGUCAUGUUGGGGGAAGAGGGGUUACUUGCAUCAAUCAUGUUUCUCAAUCAGCGCACCUGCACUUUGCCACGCUAACCAAACUUUUUCCCCUUCUGUUUUUUCUUUUCUUUUUUCAACUGUCAAGACAUCAGCCUAGUCUUUUGCGCUUACUUCAAUUUGUUUCCUCCCUCUUUAAUCUUCUUGCUUUUCUGGGCAGAUUUUUCAUGGAAGCUCACUGGAGCCCGUCACACUUUUUAAUGAGUGUGUGCGUGUCGAAAGUGUCUUAACACACAUUUGCAGUGGACCACCCUGGUCCGCGCUGUUUCAUUGUGUGUGUGUGUGUGUGUGUGUGUGUGUGUGUCUGUAUAGUCUGUGGUUGAAACACAGCAGACACUACUCCAAUCGGCAGUAUGUAUGUGUUCCUCUGCGUCUGUGUUUUUAUCUUUUUGAAACGCACUCCAGAGGCUUUCCCGUUAUUUCUAUCUGCAUGUUUGGAUACUUGUGACUGUCUGUGGUUCUCUGACCAAAAGCUGCUUUACUAUCCCCCAACCCCUCUUUACCCCUCCCCCUCCCCACCAGCGACACGACCCAACUGACCGCCAGUCUCAACGGAGAACAAUGCGAAUGAACCAACGGGACCAUGUUUGCAAUACGCAAUCACUCACUUUUUCACAGACACACGCAUACACAAAUCCUUGCACACAAAACACACCACAUAUGCACGCACGCACACAAUACAUGAAGAAGAAAAAAUGCAUAGUCAGGCCGGUUUCUAAAUAAUGUCCUUUUUAAAUGGCUGUUCUUAUUAUUGCUAUCGUUAGUGGUGGUCUUUUUUUCACAUAAGGGAGUUGUAUCUUUUUUUUUUUUUGUAUUAAUGUUUUAUUUCUCUUUUUCUCUUAUGGGUGUGCUAUAACUGGCAGUGUUUUCACUCUUUAUGAAACCUAUUUUUCCCCAUUAUUCUUUUAAAUUAAGAUGAUAUGCCAUAUGAGUAGGUUGUCAGAGAUAUGAGCUAUUGAGGGUUAUCGUCUAUGUAUAUUCUAUGGGUAUUAUGAAUUAAACAAUUAACAAAGAAACAAAAUUAUAUACAUAUAAUAAAUAAAAUUCCUGAUACUGGUAAA
Messenger RNA from Salvelinus sp. IW2-2015, 5333 nucleotides. RefSeq names its product mitogen-activated protein kinase 3 (gene mapk3). The record is from RefSeq and is a predicted model, not a curated record. Gene Ontology annotation, molecular function: ATP binding; MAP kinase activity. NCBI's taxonomy places the organism in Eukaryota, Metazoa, Chordata, Actinopteri, Salmoniformes, Salmonidae. Gene Ontology annotation, biological process: intracellular signal transduction; protein phosphorylation. Gene Ontology annotation, cellular component: cytoplasm; nucleus.